AUGUCACCACCAAUACCACUGCCCACAGGGAAAUACCCUUAUAGAACUUUUGGGUUUGGAUAUGACGCUUUAAAUGACACUUAUAAAGUGGUUUUUUACGGGAAGAACCAUAGCGACGAGGGCAUGCAUGUUUACCGCAUGGGUGAAAGUAGUUGGAGAAGUAUGCAAUCUUUCCCUGACCUGGCACGCGAAAGUUUGUGGCAAGUAAGACGGAGAGAUCAAAAUGGAGUUUAUUUGAAUGGCACACUUAACUGGAUAUUUCCAUUAAACACUGAGAUUGUUGAGAUGGUCAUUGUUUCUAUCGAUUUGGCGACAGAAGAGUUGUCACAAAUGUCACUGCCAUUUUUUGAUCAUUGCACUGAAUUGAUUCUCGGGACUCUGAAGGACUCAUUGUGUGUUUUGCAUAACAAUCACCAUACAAGGUUUGUGAUUUGGCAAAUGAAGGAGUUUGGAACUCACCAGUCUUGGACUAAGCUAUUCAACUUUGAUUUUAAAGAAAACCGUAACAACAUGCGUGCUUCAUUUGAACCUGUUGGGUUCGUCUUGUCUGGAAAUCAUGAGAUCUUGUUGACAUCAAACUACCGACAUGUUCUAUAUAACAAGAGAGAUAAUACAUUUAGAUUUACUAGUGACGGAGUUGAUAAAUGCCAUGAGAGUGUCCAAAACUAUGUUGAAAGCUUAGUUUCACCUCGUUAA
Molecule: messenger RNA, 696 nt
Organism: Lotus japonicus
Lineage: Eukaryota; Viridiplantae; Streptophyta; Magnoliopsida; Fabales; Fabaceae
Product: F-box/kelch-repeat protein At3g06240-like
Exons: 1
Coding region: 1-696 (231 amino acids)
Source: RefSeq, a predicted model, not a curated record